AAACAUUCUCUCAGACUUUCCGUAACGGACGGGAUUUUCGCCACCCGGUUACAAUGUCUGCGUUCAGCGCUCUCAGAUCGUCGAAACUCGUCUCAUGGAAACCCGUUCAGACUCUCUCUCAUUCUUUUUUUUAUCAACUAUCCACUCUGUGGUUCCGUAGAAAAUUCAACUCCUUUAAACGUACGUUGGGUUACACUUACACUAAGCUCUUUGAAUUUGAUGUGUUUGUGCAGACCGGGAGGCUUCAGCAAACCCUAGCGGGUUGCGUGGAGCGGAGCGGCGUGGCUUUGCAUUCGGGAAAUGUUUCGACGGUAAGACUGUGCCCUGCACGCGCUGGCCGAGGCAGGUUCUUCGAUUUUUGCUCCAAUGACUUUCCCGCCUCUGUUGAUUUCGCAGAGGUUUCGCCUCUCUGCACCACUCUGUGCAAAGGCGGCUUCCGAAUUCGAACCGUGGAGCACUUGCUCUCUGCGUUGGAGGCCACUGGUGUCGAUAAUUGCCGAAUCGAGCUGCACAAUUUGGAUGCUCAAAGUCAAGGGCAUGAAGCCGAGAUUCCUAUAUUUGAUGGAUCAGCAAGGGAAUGGGUGGCAGCAGUAGAAGAAGUUGGUUUAAAGGUGGCAGCUGAUCUUUAUGGGAAUAGUGUUGAGAAAAUGGCACCACAUGUGAAUGAACCAGUGUAUGUUUCAAGAAAUGAUUCUUUUGUUGCUGCAUUUCCUGCAGAUGGGGUUCAGAUAACUUAUGGCAUCAACUUUCCACAGGCACCUGCUAUUGGCUGCCAGUGGUUUUCUACAGCCCCUUUGGAUAAUUUGGCUUAUUCCAUGCAGAUAGCUUUGUCCAGAACCUUCUGCAUUUAUGAAGAGGUUGAGCAAAUGCGCAAUGCUGGACUUAUCCGAGGAGGUUCUUUAGAAAAUGCCAUUGUGUGCAGUGCCAGUAAAGGUUGGUUGAAUCCACCUCUGCAUUUCAGUGAUGAACCAUGUCGUCACAAGAUCUUGGACCUUAUUGGUGAUCUCUCGCUGUUUGCUCAGUUUGGGAAUCAAGGACUCCCCGUGGCACACAUUGUAGCUUAUAAGGCUGGUCAUGCAUUGCAUGCUGAUUUGGCACGUCGCCUAAUGGGAAUGAUUUGAGAGGCUAACAUGUUGCUAUCAAUUACUGAGAAGCUGUUGCAGUUGUAGGUGAAUUUGUUGCAGUUCAAACACUAGGAGCUUCUCUGCACCAAAUGUUAUAUCGAGUAGAAAAUUUUUUUUUGCUCUAGGAUGCUUGAAGAUAACUCUUUGAAUCAAUCAAAUAAUAUAUCUCCGUGAUGCAUGUAAAGAAAACCUUUAUAUUUAUGGUCAAUAUGCUCACUUUAGUGAGUUUAAAGACUAGCAUUGGUUUAUUUGAAAAAAAAUAAAAAAUACUUGCAUUGAUAACUUU
Messenger RNA from Abrus precatorius (Indian licorice), 1410 nucleotides. RefSeq names its product probable UDP-3-O-acyl-N-acetylglucosamine deacetylase 2, mitochondrial. The record is from RefSeq and is a predicted model, not a curated record. The transcript is spliced from 6 exons. Bases 54 to 1121 code for a protein of 355 amino acids. Gene Ontology annotation, biological process: lipid A biosynthetic process. Lineage: Eukaryota; Viridiplantae; Streptophyta; Magnoliopsida; Fabales; Fabaceae.